Molecule: messenger RNA, 2521 nt
Organism: Tachysurus vachellii
Lineage: Eukaryota; Metazoa; Chordata; Actinopteri; Siluriformes; Bagridae
Gene: mpp2a
Product: MAGUK p55 scaffold protein 2a
Exons: 13
Coding region: 108-1742 (544 amino acids)
Cellular component (GO): cell-cell junction; plasma membrane
Molecular function (GO): protein binding
Source: RefSeq, a predicted model, not a curated record
AGCGCAUCACGGAGCAACACAACACAACACAACACACACACGUACUAUCGCGGAUACAGACACCGGAUACAGACACCGGAUACAGACAGCUCAGAGAUCAUCUCAUCAUGCCUGUAGCCACCACUCACACGGAGCCUGCUCUGUCGCAGGUGGAUGCUCUGAGCGACAGCACCAGCUCCGCCACGGCCAACGACCUCGACCUCAUCUUCCUCAAAGGCAUUAUGGAAAGUCCACUGAAUGCUGAGAGUCCGGAGGAACCUCGUCUCGAGGCAGUGGGAGACAAAAACAUCGAGCUGCUGCAGGACAUCCUGAGGGACCUGAGUCCCAUCACUCACCGCAGUAACACCGCUGCCGAGCUCUCGAACAUCCUUAACCAACCCCAUUUCCAGUCUCUCCUGGAGACCCACGACUCAGUGGCCUCUAAAACGUCUGAAACUCCUCCCCCAAGCCCACAAGCCUCUGUGGAGCUGAACCUGCCGUCGGUCCCCGCUGACGCCGUGCGCAUGGUGGGCAUCCGCAAAGUGGCCGGGGAACAACUGGGCGUGACUUUCCGGAUUGAGAACGGAGAACUGGUGAUCGCUCGGAUUCUGCACGGAGGGAUGAUCGAUCAGCAGGGUCUCCUCCAUGUAGGGGACAUCAUAAAGGAAGUGAACGGGAAGGACGUAGGGGACGACCCACGCGUGCUCCAGGAGGUGCUGCAGGAGGCCAGCGGCAGCAUCGUGCUCAAAGUCCUGCCCAGCUACCAGGAGCCGCAGCCCCCCAGACAGGUCUUUGUGAAGUGCCAUUUUGAUUAUGACCCGGCCAGCGACAACCUGAUUCCCUGUAAGGAAGCCGGACUUCAGUUUAGCAGCGGAGACGUUCUGCAGAUCGUCAACCAGGAGGACGUCAACUGGUGGCAGGCUCGACGGGUUCAAGGAGGACGUGCCGGACUCAUCCCCAGUCAGCUGCUUGAGGAGAAGAGGAAAGCGUUUGUAAAGAGAGAUGUGGAGCUCCCACCAGCAGGUACACUGUGUAGCGGGAUCGGAGGCAAGAAGAAGAAGAAAAUGAUGUAUCUGACCACCAAAAACGCAGAUUUCGACAUGCAUGAGCUGAUGAUCUACGAGGAAGUGGCCCAGGUUCCUCCGUUCAAGAGGAAAACACUGGUUCUGAUCGGAGCUCAGGGAGUCGGGCGACGCAGCCUAAAGAACAAGCUUCUGGUUUCUGAUCCUCAUCUGUUCGGGACUACGAUUCCCUACACUUCCAGGAAGCCUAAAGCGGGCGAGAGAGAGAGCAGGAUGUACGCCUUCACAUCCCGAAGCAAAAUGGAGGCUGAUAUCAAAGCAGGCCGUUACCUGGAGCACGGCGAAUAUGAUGGAAACCUGUACGGCACCAAGAUCGACUCCAUCCACGAGGUAGCCGAGGCAGGACGUCUCUGCAUCCUGGACGUCCACCCGCAGUCUCUGAAGAUCUUGAGGACCUCCGAGUUCCUGCCUUAUGUAGUUUUCAUCGAUGCUCCAGAGUUCGAGGUGCUCAGGUCCAUGAACAGAGCAGGCAUCGAGGCCGGAGUGGUCAGCAAAGAGCUAACGGAUGCUGAGCUGAACAGGAUACUGGAUGACAGCUGGAGGAUUAAGAAGGCGUACGGACACUACUUCGACCUGACUGUCGUAAACGACGGCUUGGACAGAACCUACAGCAGUCUGAAGGCUGAACUGAAGAAGCUGAGCGGAGUUCAACAGUGGGUUCCAGUCAGCUGGGUGUUUUAGAGGACUGUCCCUCAUUCGACCCUCAUUUCAGUUACGUUAGAUGAAAAUUUAUUUAUUUAUUUAUUUAUUUAUUUAUUUAUCUAUCUAUCUAUCUAUCUAUCUAUCUAUCUAUCUAUCUAUCUAUCUAUCUAUCCGUUCCAUUUACUUCUAAUCCUGAGCGAGAGCGUGUUUUGUAGCUUCUCACAUGUCGCUGUCAACCAUAUCUGCUAAAAAAAAAAAGGCUGUGUCCCAAACCACACAUCAUUCGAGCUUUUAGCGUCAACUACGAACAAAUGUGAGACCGAUAUAUGUAUUUUUAACGAGAAGCAAAACCCCUCGAACGACAAACUUUAUUCACCGAUAUUCUAGAUCACGACGUUAACAAUUGUUAAGUGCGAGUAUGUUAUUUGAGACACGGCAAUAAAAUGUAUUUAAUUACAGAUAAACACGAUGACAGCUAACAGACGCAGGGACUAUAGCAACGUGCAAAACUCUUGCACUAAUACAUCAGGGAGAUUAACACACAGUCCACUGCCAGUAACCGCUUUAAUGUUUUUACUUUUUAAUAUGAGCUAAUACAAGUUCAUAUAAAUUUGUAUUAAGUAAAAAAAGCAGUAGGAUAAGGUUGAUGAGGAUGAGGAUGAUGAUGGAUAAAGCAUAUCGUCGCUGUCGGGCGGAAACCUCGUAUGUCCAAAUUUGGUUAAUUUCAUAUUUUUUCACAUAUCGAUGCUAUUGGUCAGUCCCCACGUGGGUCUGUUAUUUUUACAAGUUAUUAACCAAUCUAAAGUCUUGAAAAUAGC